This is a messenger RNA of Saprolegnia parasitica CBS 223.65, 1284 nucleotides long. RefSeq lists its product as hypothetical. The transcript is spliced from 4 exons. The record is from RefSeq and is a predicted model, not a curated record. Bases 28 to 1233 code for a protein of 401 amino acids. Lineage: Eukaryota; Oomycota; Saprolegniomycetes; Saprolegniales; Saprolegniaceae.
UCGACGGCGACGACUACGGGUGCGACGAUGAUGCGCGCUCCGAUGCAGCGGCUGAAGGACAAGAUGAGCAUCUGCGAGCGCACGCUCAUGAGCCACCACACGCCCGCGGCCACCGUCGUCAAGGCCCUCGCCAACGUCAGCGAUACGGUCAUGGAGCUGCACGGCCUCGGCCAGCUCGACGUCGCCAAGUGCAUCCACGAGUUCAACCUCAUCGCGGACACGGUCUUUCUCCAGCUCGACAAUACCAAUCCGCAGGUGCUCGCGUCUGUCUGCGAACUCCUCCGGGCCUUGUCCGUGUGUUGCGGCGAGUCGCUGCGACCGACCGCCGACGCGGUCAUCAUUGACAUCCUCGGUCUCUGUGGCCACAGCGCGCGCAACGUUGCGUUCCACGCCAAGGAGUGCCUGGCGCAAUGGACGCAGCAGACGUCGUAUGCGCUGCUGCCCAUCGUGACGAUCCCCGACGCGCGCUUCAAGUCGCCCCAAGACUAUGUACGGUACGCGUAUCACUUUGCGCUGCAAGUGCCCACGAUCUGCGACCAGUGGCAGCCGGCUGAGAUCGCCCCGUACCACGAAGAGAUCUUCCAGCUCCUCUCCGCGUGCAUCCUGGACGACAACACGACGAUCCGCGUCGGCGGCUUCAAAGCGCUCAGCGGGCUCUUUGAGUUCCAGCGCCACGAGAUGAAGAUGAGCGCGACGCUGCUCGCCGAGAGCUACUUGGGUGCGAUCCCAAAGCACAUCAUCCACGAAAUCGUGCGCGAGCUGCCGCAGUCGCUGCUUGCGCAGACGGUGUCGGCGUACCACGCUCGGCAGUCGCAUGCGGCGCCAGCACCCAAGUACCGCCCGCAGGAACUCAUGUACCAAACGCCGCGCCGGCAGCAAGCGCCCAAGAGCUUCCAGAGCCGCAUGAUGCUCGCAAAGGAGUCGCCCGCCAUCGCGCCCUCGACGUACUUUGCCCACCGCCGGCCGCUGCAAGAGGCCACGGGGCUCCGCUCGCGCCGGCCCCGCCCACCGCUCUUCGCCUCGACAGACAAUACGGCAACAGUCGCCAUCACGCGCUGGGAUCGGUUCGGCAAGCUUUGUCGCAUGGGCGGCCGCGGCUGUCGCUGGCUCGUCGACCAAGUGCUGCCACGCCGCGUCCAGCGCUGGCUCAUCUUUUGGAUCACGGUCGUCUCGGUGGUCUUUACGCUCGUCUCGGUCGUCUACUGGGUCAUGCUAGCGCCCGCCUACGUGUAGUCUUUUGCCAGAUAGUACAGACGCCAUCUUGGCGAAUUAUUUAGUCGAUUG